AUGCCCUCCAAGGUUGUCGUCAUUACUGGUGCUUCGGGUGGUAUCGGACGCGCUUGCGCGAUCGCUCUGUCACAGGCAUACCCCAAGGACGGACAGGACCUCGUGCUUGUUCUCUCUGGCCGCCGCGAGGCAGAACUCCAGGCAACAGCAGAUGCAUGCAAGCAAGGCACGACAGUAGAGCUUGUCACAGGGGACGUGAGCAACCAGGCGGACGUCGACCGCAUGUUUGAGACCGUCAGGAGCAAGUAUGGUCGCGUGGAUGUCCUGUUCAACAAUGCAGGCAUCGACCUCCUCUCGGCCACCCCCAUCGAGGAUGCCGACAUGGACAAGUUCCGCCAGGUGCUCAACGUCAAUGUCAUGGCUGCUGUUCUGUGCACUGCCGCUGCCGUUCGUGUCAUGAAGUCGCAGGAGCCCAAGGGCGGACGUAUCAUCAACAAUGGAUCCAUCUCGUCAUCCGCGCCUCGCCCAGACAGCGCAGCGUACACCGUGUCCAAGCACGCCGUCCUCGGUCUCACCCGUAGCACCUCGCUCGACGGCCGCAAAUACGGCAUCACCUGUACCCAGCUCGACAUUGGAAACGCCCAGACGGACAUGGCAGGAUACCUCUCCAAGGGAUCGCGCCAGGCCGACGGCAGCCUGCGUCCAGAGCCCGUCAUGGACGUCAAGAACGUCGCCAACUCGGUCGUCUUCAUCGUCGGUCUUCCCGCCGAGGCGGACGUCCUCCACCUGGAGAUUCUUGCUUCUGGCAUGCCAUUUGUUGGCCGCGGAUAA
This is a messenger RNA of Apiotrichum porosum, 771 nucleotides long. RefSeq lists its product as uncharacterized. The record is from RefSeq and is a predicted model, not a curated record. The coding region runs from base 1 to 771 and encodes 256 amino acids. Gene Ontology annotation, molecular function: oxidoreductase activity. NCBI's taxonomy places the organism in Eukaryota, Fungi, Basidiomycota, Tremellomycetes, Trichosporonales, Trichosporonaceae. The transcript is spliced from 3 exons.